Molecule: messenger RNA, 3499 nt
Organism: Pangasianodon hypophthalmus (striped catfish)
Lineage: Eukaryota; Metazoa; Chordata; Actinopteri; Siluriformes; Pangasiidae
Gene: bscl2
Product: BSCL2 lipid droplet biogenesis associated, seipin
Exons: 11
Coding region: 393-1529 (378 amino acids)
Biological process (GO): lipid storage; lipid droplet organization
Cellular component (GO): endoplasmic reticulum membrane
Source: RefSeq, a predicted model, not a curated record
ACAUGACAGAAAACUGAAAUACGUAGCGCGCCUUGGGCUGUUUGUCCCUCCGCACUUUCCGUAGUUGAAUUUGUAGCCGCGGUGCUAGCAGUUUGUUAUCUAUCACUAUUCCUUCCUCUUCAGGGCUGAGUGAUAGUUAUUUUCAUAGACGGUUCUUGAUGACGACAGCAAUCAGAUAAGAAGACACCAGUCAGACAUUAUACGCUCAGAAUGAGUCGUGAAUUAGACCUCGCAUUCAGAAGUUAAAACUGCUGAUUCUCAGCGAGCACAAUAAAGAGAACCAGUCAGAAAGCAAAAAGGUCUGUAUGAGUGUGACUGGGUUUGUAUGACGAGUUUAGGGCAUUCAGACUGGAGGACCUGAAUGCUGAUUAGACGGCUGAGGACUGAAUCGGAUGGACUCGAUGAUGGGUCCUGUUCUGGUCUGGCUUCAGGAUGUGGCGGCUGUGACUCUGCUGAGGGCUCGGCGUACGCUGCUGCAGGCCGCCAUCCUCUUCUGCGUGUUGGUGCUGCUGCUUUGGGUGUCGAUCUUUUUGUAUGGCAGUUUCUAUUACUCCUACAUGCCUACCGUCAGCUUCUCAACACCUGUGAACUACCACUACAGAAGCGAUUGUGAGUCUGCCAACUCUGUUCUCUGUUCCUUCCCAAUGGCUAACAUCUCUCUCCUAAAAAAUGGCAAAGAGCAGGUGUUGAUGUAUGGUCAGCCUUAUCGAGUCUCACUCGAACUGGAGAUGCCGGAAUCACCCGUUAACGAGCAGCUCGGCAUGUUCAUGAUCAAAAUGUCCUGCUACACCAAAGACGGGAAAACCGUUUCCACUGUGGCUCGCUCUGCCAUGCUGCAUUAUCGCUCCAGUCUCCUGCAGACCCUCAGCACCUUGCUGUUCUCGCCAGUGCUGCUCACAGGCCUGUCGGAGCAGAAGCAGCUUAUAGAGGUGGAGCUCUUCUCAGACUACAAGUCGGACUCUUAUCAGCCCACUAUUGGGGCUGUGAUAGAGAUUCAGUCUCGGCGCGUGCAGAUCUAUUCUGCCCAGCUUAGGAUCCACGCCUACUUCACUGGCAUCAGAUACCUGUUAUAUAAUUUCCCUCUAACAUCAGCGGUCAUAGGAGUUGCCAGUAACUUCACGUUCCUCAGCGUGAUUGUGCUGUUUAGUUACUUGCAGUUCAUCUGGGGAGGAUUGUGGCCCCCAGAGCAGGUUAGAGUCCAGGUAAUGAUGGGAGACACAACACGUCUACAAAAGAGGAGAGAGGAGGCCCGGAGACGCAUGCACACAACAGCUAGCGCACCAAAUCUGAAGUACGUGAAGGACCAAGAUGCACCUGCAGACCAAGCAGCAGAGAUUGAGCAAGCUGAAGGUGAUCUAGACACACUCGGUGCAAUUAGUUCACUUGGUGAACCUUCGCAAACUGAAGAGAAUGAUCUUAAUGUUCCACACGUACCGGAGAUCAACACAAGUGACGACACUGAGCUUGAGCAGAGAGCCACUCAGGACACCAGCUUAAGGCAAAGACACGGGCCCUGGAUGCGUCUGUGAGUUCUCUUUUAGAGAAAGUCAACACGCUUGGACAUUUUCUCUUGAGUUACAUGAGAGACGUGUGUGUGUGUGUGUGUGUGCAGAGAAGACACAUCACAACAGGCUUAAUGUGUGUGUACCAAUGUGUGUUUACUGGUGUAAGCUUGUUCUACAGUUUACCUCACUGAGCUUUAACAUUCCCCUCAGCUUUCCAGCUGUGUCUGAAAUAGCUUUGCAAAAGACUAAUUAGUAAUGCUAAUGCACAGCUCAGAUGUAUAUUUACAGCCAGCGCUUAUUGGUGUUCAUGCACACGCUGCUUAAAGUACACUCCUAUGCGCCUAAGUUUAUUUAUUUCACUUGUAAUGAAGGUGAACAACUGCAGAUUCCACUCACAACUUGGUUUUAAAUUCUGAGCAAACACCUUGCUGCUUUGGGGUCAGGAUUAAAGAUUCAUCUGUUACAUGAUGCUUUUAUGGCUUCGGGUUAUUGGUUUUACUUUAUUGUGUUGAAGUUACAGUUGGUUUGUCAAAGUAUUCUGUUUGUUCACGCAACACCAUUGCUAGAAAGCAAAUGAGUGUUUGAACAAACCAUGGAAAUUUCCACUGAGCUGGUUGAGCACUCCCAUCGGUCUGCAUCAAGUGGUAGACCUUUGUUUGUUUGACUUUUUAGGAAUAAAAUGAGGGAUAUACUUUAGACAUGUAUACAAAUUUGUCUAAACAGAAAUAAGUAAAAAAUAUCGUUGGUGAAAUGUUACAUAGUGACACCAUGUAUCAUUUAAAGAGGCUAAUAAAUGUACCCUAAAAACAGGUAGUGUAUGAAACAUGUAAAGAAUGUAAUACCAUGAUAUUUGUUUCAGUUGUUCCAAAGAUUUUAGAAAUAUGUGUGGUGACCUGGGAAAACCACCAAACAGCCAAAAAAAUGCUUUUUUUUUUUUUUUUUUUUAAAAAGACAUACUGAUACUUUAAGAAAACAUAAAUAUGAAUAUUUCAGCAGAAUAAUGUUUGAAAUGUUUUAUUUGCUUCCUAUUUGCCCAUGAUCAUGUUGGGUAAGGAGCGUGUUAAACACACAUGCCUAAAGAUGUUUUAAUUGCUUGCUUGCCAAGUAUGCUUUCCUCACGUAGUGAAUGUCAUUUGAUCAAGUUUCGUGUCAUACGUGUCAGCCUAAGCACUUCCUUUUGUAAACGGCAAACAAAGUUGUGAUGAUUAAAUGUUAAUAAAAAAAUAAUUGGAAAUUCACCCAGCGGAAUAGAGAACACUAAAUUAAUUGGCGAUUAUUUCAGCACAGGUGUAACGACGUGAACAGUGAUCGGUCUGGUCAAGAGUGACGUGAGGCUCCAGAUAAUCAAAUGCCAUGGCUGAUAUUUACCUCAGUCGGUGUAACUAGCUGAUGAUCAAAGUGAAUACUCGUUUUCAGAUGAAAACCUUAAAAAUGCGACAUAAAUGCGACAGAAACCAUGCAUUCAAUUUGUAGUUGCAAAAGUAAAAAUGUACUACUGGUCCAUUGUGUUUGAUAGCGCCUUCCAUUGCUACCUUAAACCUGAUACACUUUUGUGAAAACUAUUUGCCAUAAACAAUGCAAAAAUAAAACAUUUACAGUCUUCAUUUGACUCACCCUCGUAUAAUCUUUCAUAAAGUGUCAAUCGUAUUAUAUUAGGUAUAUAAUAUAAUAAGUUACAAAUGUGGAAGUAGGCAGGGUGUUUGUUUAAUACAGCCUGUUUUUAGGACAUAUAAUAGAAAACUCAGCGUUGAAGGGUUUUCCCAGGCCGCCACACAUAUUAAAGCACACAUCAUCAACUAAACUGUUUUUAAACUCAUCGAUUGUUUGAACUAAUAUUUUUGUACUAAUACAAUGUUUUGUGUUCAGUCUUAUGUUACAUGACUUCUGUAAUGUAUAGUACAAUUUAUGUUGGCUUGGUGUAAUACUGAAGUGUUAAUAUGUGUACGCUAUUACGUUUUCAUGUUAUUUAUUUAAUAAAAUAUUGCUUCUUUGUU